Centruroides sculpturatus (bark scorpion) is the source of this 2253-nucleotide messenger RNA. It is a transcript of the gene Pcl, whose product is annotated as metal-response element-binding transcription factor 2-like. The transcript has 9 exons. The record is from RefSeq and is a predicted model, not a curated record. Lineage: Eukaryota; Metazoa; Arthropoda; Arachnida; Scorpiones; Buthidae. The coding region runs from base 13 to 1341 and encodes 442 amino acids.
GAAUUGCAAGUAAUGAAACAAUCCUUGCCUUAUAAUCUAAAUACUCUGACAUGGGAUGCCCACCAUAAAACAAAUACACAACAGUGUUAUUGCUAUUGUGGAGGAUCUGGAGAAUGGUACAGAAAAAUGCUGCAAUGCUGCCGAUGCAAGCAGUGGUUUCACGAAGCUUGUUUGCAAUGUUUAGAAAAGCCUCUUCUUUAUGGAGACAGAUUUUAUAUAUUUGUUUGUUCAAUAUGUAAUUCUAAUCAAGAAUAUCUGCACAGAAUGGAAUUGAAAUGGGUUGAUGUCACUCAUUUAUUGCUUUUCAAUUUGACUGUGGAACACAAUAAGAAAUACUUUGAUUUCAAUAGUGUAAUUGUUCCAUAUAUCCUUAAAAAGUGGCAAUAUCUUCAAAUAAAAGGAAAGUUGUUUGGUGUAAGAGAGGAUACGAAGAAGGACAAUAUUUUACUCUCACUUAGAACCAAUAGAAAUAGGUUUAUAUGUGGAAGAGAAAUAAAGAAAAAAGGCAAUCUGUGGGGAUUAAGAAGUAGAGUACCACCACCAGUACCAACAAUUACAAUACCUGCCAUUGGACCAGUAAAUGAUGAAGUGAUGGAAGAAUUGAAGAGGUCAAAACAGCAUAAAACUAAAAUGUUUAUUCCUGUUAAUAAUACACCAAUUCCUAUAAAAAAGGGUAAACGAAGAAAGUCUGCUUCUGAUUCUUCCGAAAAAGUGACAGUAACACAAAGAUCAGCAAGAGCAAGAGUGGCUUAUGAAGAUGCUGUAAGAAAGGGUGAAUCUGAAUGUGUCCCAGUCAGUGCUAAUCAAUCAUACUGUGGUUAUACCGGAGAAGCCAGUACUUGUACAGUUUUGGACAGUGAUUUUCCAACAGAAGAAAUCGCCUAUAACACUCUGGAUGUAAUUAUUCCUCCUCCUUCAAAUUUCGAAGGUUUGAAUCAUCCAUUUUGGGAUCUCAACUGGCCAAGAGGUCAGAAUUCUUCGAUGUGUCCGGUUAAAAGAAAACUUAGUAAGGAAGAUAUUAGAGUGUCGAAGAACGGGGAGAUAAAACGGCGUUAUCGAAGAAGAAAUCACGUGAAAAAUACCAGGUUUCGUUGGUAUAACGGACAGACAAGUGAAGGGAGCUUGGAUACAGGUAGCGAAUCUGAUAACUUCGUCGUUGAAACAAUCAGAAAGAAACCUCGGUUCUCCGAGGUUUCCCAUCGAGAGCUAAGAUCUUCAAAGAACAACAAUAACGGUACCGAACACAUCGCAAAUGGUGAGAAAGUUAGAAUAAGAGCCAAACGUGUUACUCCCGAUGGAAAGAUUCAAUAUUUAGUCGAAUGGGGUUCUUCCAAUUCUUGAUAUCAUCAAGAAUUGACAUUAAUUUAUAUUAAUAUUAUUAUUAUUAUUAUUUGUCGUUUUUUUUUAAAUUCAAACAUAGUCUUUCAGAGAGAAUUCUCUUUCUAAAAGAUUUAUUUUCGGCUUUUUGAUAAAGAAUUAUCAAAAAUUUAAAUUUUGUAAGAGUUUAUAUCAGCGAAAAAUCAAAGAAACGUUUAACGAGAAUCGUUUGAGUAAUUCUCGUUUUUAAAGUGCCUUUUAACGAAAGAAAUUUGCGACAAAACCAUUUUAUUGUGUUACUUGGUUCUCAUUUUAAGUGUUUUUACAUUAAAUAUAUAUAUAAAUAUUUAAUGAAACGGUUAUUAUUUUUGAAAAUAGUACAAAUAUGCACUGCCUAUUUUUUUUGUCUUGUAAAAAGUGUUGUUGUUUAUUUUGAAAUAUUGGUACAAAAAAUUCUGUCAAUCUUUAAAGCCAAAGAUUGUGUAUACACGAAAAUUUUAGUUUGUAUUACAGAUUUGUUGGAAUUACAUGGUUCAUUUAAUUUUAUGUUUAAACGUGUAAUUGGAAAGCAAUUAAUAAAUGUCUUGCGUUUUACAAUGUUCGAUCAGUUUGUUGUAAAAUGCAACUUUGCUCUUAUUAUACUUGUUUUUUUUUUAUGGAAUAGUUUCAUUAUUGUACGAUCAGUUCGUAUUUAUAAAAAAAAAUUUGUGGCUCAUGUAAAUUGCUCAGAGAAUAUCCGGAAUAUCAACUAAUAUUUCAUCGAAUGACCAAUUUGUAUAGUAUAAAGACAGUUGAACUAUUUAGAAUAUGAAUUUCGAAUUAGUAAUUAAUAGCUUGAAAGGUUAGAGCCGUUAUAGAAUGCAUAGUUAGGCACUAUACAGGUUGAGCCAAAAGUCUGAUUUUAACAUCAACAACAUUAAAACAAAAUAUUAAUAU